Molecule: messenger RNA, 5091 nt
Organism: Sabethes cyaneus
Lineage: Eukaryota; Metazoa; Arthropoda; Insecta; Diptera; Culicidae
Gene: FAM21
Product: WASH complex subunit 2
Source: RefSeq, a predicted model, not a curated record
UGUAAAAAACAAGAUACCUUCUUUUCAUUUAGGUUUCUAGCUAAAGUGGAAUAUAUACGGUAUAUACUCCAGAAUAGUGAACGCUUUUAUUGCUGUUAGUAGAGGAAACGACGUUUAACAAUGGGAAUAACACCGGAUGACUUGCGCAGGAAAAUACCUGAUUGGUCACUUGAAAGUGACGGUCUGCUCCUCCAAUAUAUGGUGCAAAUCUCUAAGAAUCUGGAGAGCAAAUGUGUAAAAACUCAAGAAAACCUUAAUCAGCUGUCGCUAGAUUUAGGCGAAAGUCAAAUUCGCUUUGCUAAUGCAUCGAACAACUUUAACGGAGUCCAGCAAGUGAAAUAUGUUGAAAAUCGUGUAAAAGACGAUGACGAAAGUUUUUACUCAGUACGUGAAGAAGCGACGGAAACAGGCGAGAAAUACUCGCAUGCAGAUAUUUUUAAAAUGAGCGUUCAGCGGUCUAUUACAAAUAUGUACAAGUGCUUCGAAAAAGUGACAGUGCAACUGGACAGUGAUAGCGAUAGUGAUGAUGACGUGAAUGAUGCAGAAGUUAAAGCACGAAAUACAGUUCUUCGAGCGAUUCAAAAGUAUCCCUAUAUUAAUAGACCGUUGCCAUGUGUUAUAGGAUCACGAGAAUGGAAGGAAAAAUGGCAUGCCGGAUUAAUUGACUCGGAAGAGGAAUCCGAAACCGAAUGCAAAGAGCAGUACUCCGAUUCAAGUGAUAGUGAACGAAUAUUUCCUUCGCAAACCAAUAGCAACCAUACACCAUCAGAAUCAGAGGGAUCUGUUUGGGGAGUGCAUUCAGAUCCUAGAGGAAGAGCUGCAUCGAUGGACCCUAGUGUUUCAGGAGAAGACACGCUUUCGAUUCAUUCAACAUCAAGUUCGAUCAGGCCGCCAGGUGUUAAGACCUUAAUGCAGCAAAACAAGGUCCAAGUGCUGCCUUUUGGGCAACAGUUUAGACCACCUUCAUUGUUUCCUGCUCAACCACCUGAGGACACAAUCAGUGUGUCAUCAAGUAGAUCGAAGAUACCCAAUUUGUUUGAAGAAUCGGACAAUGAAGAUUCCACACCUAUUCACCGAGCUAAUGCACAGCCAGCAAUAACCCAACCUUCUUACUUUAGAGGAAAUCCAUCGGCAGAAAGGCAAAUGGUUAAUUUAUUCGAUGAUGAACCCCCUUCCCCGGUCAUGGACCGUGCUACCAAAUCUCAGCAAAAGAAAUCUGUUAAUUUGUUUAUUGAAAGUGAAGAUGAAGAAGACGCGACUAAUAACAAUAAUCAACAAUCGAAAAUUAUCGAUGUUGGUCGAAACGAUUCCAAGGAAACGCUUCGAACAAAACUACCUGCAAAUCUUUUUGUUGAUGGUCGUGAACGUGAGAACCAAAAAGUAGACAUGAAAACUGCUGGCAAUAUAUUUGACGAGGUCAAUAAUAAUCCUUCUGAUGAAGAAGAUCUUUUCGUACCUGUGCAAAAAUCUAUCAAUGGAUCCAACGAUGGACGCAACAUUCGGAGGAUUACGAAUCUCUUCGAUGAUGAACCUCCCGUAGAUGACUUUGAUGAAAUUUUUAAGUCAAAAGUAAUUCAUAAACCAGUAGGUGGAAAACUUGUACUGCCUGUUUCACCAGUACCGCCAAAAACGAUCGAUGUUAACGAUAAGAAAAUUGUGUCCGAUCCGAAGGCUGGAAAUCCUAAUACCCCCCGUGAUGGGCUUCGUAACAAGUCCGGAGAGAACACACCGAGUAAAUCAACUGAAAUGCAGAAAAAGAUUGCGACAGAAAUUAUGGCUAAAAAAAAGAUUAAUCUCUUUGACGAUGAGGAAGAUAAUCAAGACAUUUUUUCAACCAACGCGACGAAUGAAAAGAAGUCUACGACUGUUCCUAAAGUUAAUCUGUUCGAUGAUGAUGAUGAUGAUUCGUUUUUCUUUGGCGGGAAUGCUAGUAACCCAGAAGUUGAAAGUAAAUCAAAAAUAGUGAGCGCCCACCAAGUGGGUACUGGUAAGCCGACCACAAGUAUUCGUUCGGAAAUAUUAAAGAAAAAAUCAAUUUUUGAUUCUGACUCUUCGGACGAAAAUGACGAAGACAAAUACAUUGAAAGUACAGUUAAAACCAAGUCUGCGACGACUCCGAAUACGAAAACACAACAUUUUCCUGAAACUGUGCAAUCGGCUUCUAGCGUGCAACAUUCUACGAAUGGCACACAAAGUCAGCCUAUAACUUCUAUGGAAGAAUCAGUUAAUGGCAGCACAAAAGUAGAAAAUGCAGCAAAUGAAACAAACAUUUCUUCAUCAGAAAUUUUGCCACCUGUUGAUCAAGAAUUUCCAAAAAGUUUGGAAAUUUCGAAUGAAAUUGACUACUAUCUUACCACCAAUGAGAUUUCUGGAAAUCCUGUGGAAUCGGCUCCAGCUGAGGUUAAAUCCGAAACAGAAAACUUUCUAGCGUCGACUGAAAACGAAUCUAGUACCUUUGGGGAACUUGUCGAUGCAGUCAUAACAAAAUGUCACGAUAGCGAAAGUAAUAUGGCUCAACAGAAAAACAACGAACAAGCGAUAGAACCACAAACUAUUGGCAGUGAUGCUCAUAAUGCUGGCCAUAUAACAUUAGUUCCGCAAACAGCUGAGGAUCAUGCCUCGGUAGCCAAAUGUGCCUUAGACUUUAGCUCAAUGGGAUUGUUUGAUGAUGUUCCUCCUCCCGAUGAUAACCUUAUCGAAGAGGCACGUUCUUCAAUGGUCUUAGAUCAGAGCGAUGAUCAUGGUUUCUACACGGGGCAAACAUCAUCACAGACAGUCAUUUCAUCAAGCAGCACAAACUGUAGUCGAUACCUAUUCAUGGACGACGAAGGCCCCCCGCCGGAUGACAUGAAUUUGGAAUUAGCAAAAGAUGAAGUAGAUGACCGACCGUCGGUAGUUCAAAUCGCUAAAAACAUUUCGAACAUAGUUGGAAACGAUGAUAAUAGUGAAACAAACCAAGGGAAUAAACGAGAAAAGUUGAAAAUAAACAAACUGUCUACCAAAGUUAACAUAAAUGUAAACGCUUUGCUGCCAGGAUCUCGAAGGUUUCCAACAACUGAAGCUAAAGUAGACGAUGAACUAAUAAUGGGAAAAAAUUCGUCAACAAAAGUGCUAGCUGACAAAACGAAAACACGAUUCAUUCAAAAAAAAAUGCCUGAAUCAGAUGAUAGUGCUAAUAAAUUGGUAGGACUAAACAAAGACCGUGUACGUAUCCAAGCAAAACGAAGACCUUCAUCACGAAAACACAGAAAAGCUCAUUAUGAAGACACUCUACAGGCAAAUUCUAGUAUGCCGACUUCUAUUAUUCAGUGUCAACAAGAUACUCAGACCGAAGAAGUUCGUGUUGUGGUUGGUUCGGAAAUGAAAUCUCAGCACGUCGAAAUAACAACAACCGAUCUCGUGGUGAAUCCGUUGGUAUCCAAUCAGCUAAAACACCAAUUUUCCGAGCAGAAACUGUUAGUCAAAGAUGAAGACGAUGCACUAUUUGAUAGCCGGACUAUCGAAACAAAAUCAGUAGAAUCUGUACCAAAGAAACCUUUUUCCUCGUUACUACCGUCGACCGAAGUAGCGAAACCGACGGAGGUCCGACCUGUGGCAGCUAAGUCCAAACAAACUCUUUCCACAAGUAAAUUAUUUUCCGAUAGUGAAACCGAUGAGGACGAUCUAUUUGGCAUGUUAGCAAAACAUGUUGCUAUUCCAAAAGCCAUUGCACCAGCAGUUGUCUCCCCAAAAAACACUUCACAGUCCAUUGAAAAGCCACCUUCAAUGUCAACAAAAGCAGUACCUCUAAAAACGAAUCAAUCGAAGUCAAUUUUUGGCGAUUCCGAUGACGAAAAUGAUUAUCUGUUCUCAAAACCUAGUUCAUCAACGAAUUCUCAACCAACUCCGGUAGUUGCUAGUGCCACUAAAUCCGCCGGAAAGACAACAAGCAACAAAAACAAAAGCAUAUUUGGAUCUGAUGACGAAGACGAAAGCAACAAUUUAUUUGGUUCGCAGUCGAAGCUCAAGUCCGUGGUUGCUUCAGUAGCGACGGGGAGUGCAGGACCGUCGGUACAAACCAAAAGUCUGUUUAGCGACGAUGACGACGAUGAUGAUGAUGAUUUGUUUGGAUCUAAACGUAAAACAACAGCAAAAUCAACGCCAUCGUUAGCUGGAGUCAAAAAACCUGAUAAUAAUCUAACAAAAAAGUCAACUACGCUUGCUUCCAAUGAUCCUCUGGCAGAUUUGUUUGGUUCGUGAGCGGUGCAUCCACUAAGUUGCUUUUGCUUGGCGGGUUAAAGUCGGUUUGGAUUAUUUGAUUUAUCGGUCUGACUUCAACUGCAAUCCUAAUUAAGAAUACGAAUUAGUUUUAAAGCUUAAUGGCUCAUUUACACUAUCUGAUAUAUUAAUUUUGAUUGCGGAAAACGUCAGAUCAAUAAAUCAUUUUAAGCUAGACUUUUAAGGCUAAGCUACCUAUAGAUUUAAAAUUAUUUUGUCGUAUAUUCAUCAUUUCUCGAAUCGUUGCAAAUUCGAAAUUUCGUUGCAUGCAAACCACACAUAAAAAAACAUCUAGUCAAAAUUCAUCAGCCAAACAAGAGUUUCUAUUAGAAUUUCGCAAAUUGAUUAGAUUUAUGUUUUUUUUGUCAUUCCAUUUUUGCUUUAUAAACCAGCUUGUAUUAGUUGCAUUGCUUUAGCUAAAAAUUUUCCAUUCCAUUCAAGGACAGUGCAAUUUUCUUUUCUCACUAAAAAAUUCACAUAAGGUGCCGUAAUCAGCCUAACACAACGUUAAUGUACUCUGCCGAUAUGAACAAUUAACGCGAUUGACCUAGGGUAUGUAACUUGUAUUUUUUAUGCAAACUUUUUCAAAUAGUUAUACAUCAAGCUUUGCGUGGAAGUAAAAAGACUUGUGAAAAAACACUACCACCUACAACACAGUUUAUAAAUUUUCUUCGUGCUAAGUAAAGCAUUUGUUUAUGGCAUCUUAUGAGGUUGUAUAUUUGAAUAACGGCUGAAGCUAAUAUUUUUAUGCAUCUUAAAUGAAGCAUCGUUUCAUAGGAAGAAAGAUUGAUUAAUUUCACCUAAACCUAAUUAUGUUAAAAUUUAUAGCGCAGU